This is a messenger RNA of Sclerotinia borealis F-4128, 954 nucleotides long. The record is from the annotation of a GenBank genome assembly. Lineage: Eukaryota; Fungi; Ascomycota; Leotiomycetes; Helotiales; Sclerotiniaceae.
AUGUCCCUCUCCUCCUACCUAGCCAAAAACUACCUCACCGCCUCCACCUCCUCUUCCAGCACACCUAAAAAGCGCAAACGUAAGGCUGCACUCCAAACCGGCCUCACAAUCGCUGAUGACGAUGCCCCUGGUUGGUCCAAUCCUCAAGAUAAUAUCUCCGAUGACGAGACUCCCAUGAUAUCUGCCUCCUCUUCCGAAUUCCGCAAAUCAAAGAAAUCAGCCUGGAAAACCGUCGGUGUGCCGGCUCUACAACCGCCAAAUGAAGAUAAUGCAGAAGCAGAUAGAAUAAUACAGCAAGCUGCUGCAGAGAACUCAGCUGCGCUUCACCAGGAUGAAGAGCCCACGAUAGAAGAAAGCCGCGGCGGACUCCAAACCGCCGAUGCGACAUCUGCACAAUUUGAAAAGCGCAAACGGGACGAAGCUGCACAGUGGGCGCGGGAAUCUGCAAAUAAUGGAUCUAGCAAGAAUAAGCACAAGGGAGAAGAAACAGUAUAUCGAGAUGCAACAGGUCGACGAAUCGACAUCAGUAUGCGCCGCUCGGAAGCCAAGAAAGAAAUGGAUGAGAAAGCUCGAAAGGAAUUGGAAGAGAUAGAGGCGCAAAAAGGUGAUGUGCAAUUGAUGGCCAAAGCAAAGAGGAGAGAAGAUUUAGAUGAAGCACGGUUUAUGCCGCUGGCUAGGGGAGUGGAUGAUGUAGAGAUGAAUGAGGAGUUAAAGGAGGUCGAUCGGUGGAAUGAUCCCGCGAUGCAGUUUUUGAGCAAAGAGAAGAAGGGGAAGAGUAGGACGGGCAAACCGUUAUAUCAAGGUGCCGCGGCGCCGAAUCGAUAUGGAAUACGUCCGGGUCAUCGGUGGGAUGGCGUGGAUAGGGGGAAUGGGUGGGAGGCGGAGAGGUUUAAAGGGGAGAACAGGAGGGUGCGGAAUAAGGAUUUGGAUUUUCAGUGGCAGAUGGAUACUUGA